UGGCGUAACCGGAUUGACAAGCGCAAACGUUGGUAAACGUUUGGCAUUGGUUACGAUUGUAAACAAGCCGGUUCAAAACAAUUGCCCAACAAUUAAAGAAACGUUGAAUUUGAUAAUAAAAGAAGCUUGAUAUAGUUGAAAAUGGCCAAUGGGCCAAUUGCAGAACGCAACCGAGAUGCGACUAUUUACGUUGGUGGUUUGGACGACAACGUCACCGAAGCGCUUAUGUGGGAGCUCUUCGUACAGGCGGGUCCUCUUGUAAACGUACACAUGCCUAAGGACCGCGUAACUAUGAUGCAUCAAGGCUAUGGCUUUGUAGAAUUCAUGGGUGAAGAAGAUGCUGAUUAUGCUAUCAAAAUAAUGAACAUGAUAAAACUGUAUGGGAAGCCCAUACGGGUCAACAAAGCAUCCGCGCAUCAAAAGAACCUCGACGUCGGGGCGAAUAUAUUCAUUGGCAAUUUGGAUCCGGAAGUUGAUGAGAAGUUAUUGUAUGAUACAUUCUCAGCUUUUGGUGUUAUACUCCAAACGCCAAAAAUAAUGCGAGAUCCGGAGACUGGAAACUCCAAAGGAUUCGCGUUUAUUAACUUCGCAAGUUUUGAGGCCUCGGAUGCGUCAAUUGAAGCCAUGAAUGGUCAAUACUUGUGUAAUCGACCCAUAAGUGUCUCAUACGCGUUCAAAAAAGACGCAAAAGGUGAACGGCAUGGUUCAGCCGCUGAGAGAUUACUCGCCGCGCAAAAUCCACUCUCGCAGGCGGAUCGUCCGCAUCAAUUGUUCGCAGAUGCACCGCCGAUGGGUUUAAUGCCGCCUGGUAUGAUGGCUCCACCACCACCACCAGUGAUGAUGGCAGGUAUAAUGCCACCACCUCCACCAACGCCAUCGAAUAUUCAACCGCCACCACCACCACCAGUUCCACCUCCUUCUGCAUUCCCCACUGGAAUCCCACCGCCACCAUUACCACCAGUACAACCACCAUUACCUCCGGGUGCUCCACCAACUGGUGCACCCAGUCGACCACCUCCGCUUCCACCAAUGCCGCCAAGCACAGGACCUGGUCAACCACCACCGCCAAGGAUGAUGCCGUCUUGGCAAGGCACCGGCGGUGGAUUCCCUCCACCCCCACCACCACCACCAACAGGAGCACCACCAUUCCCCAAUUCAUUUCCACCUCCGCCGCCGCCAAGUACAAGACCACCGCCACCGCCGCAGAACUGGAGACCUCCGCCACCUUCUGCUUUCGCUCCCAGGGGACCACCGCCACCUCCUCCGAACUUCGAAGAGGGUAACUGGCAGUAACACUUUCAACCCAAUCAUCAAAAUGAAAGUUAAACUUAUAAUAAUAAAACAUGAAUAUAAAUUACUCUCGAA
This is a messenger RNA of Dalotia coriaria, 1365 nucleotides long. Its product is annotated as splicing factor 3B subunit 4-like. The record is from RefSeq and is a predicted model, not a curated record. Lineage: Eukaryota; Metazoa; Arthropoda; Insecta; Coleoptera; Staphylinidae. Gene Ontology annotation, biological process: positive regulation of mRNA splicing, via spliceosome. Gene Ontology annotation, cellular component: U12-type spliceosomal complex; nucleolus; U2 snRNP. Gene Ontology annotation, molecular function: RNA binding.